Messenger RNA from Aphanomyces invadans, 627 nucleotides. RefSeq lists its product as hypothetical. The record is from RefSeq and is a predicted model, not a curated record. The transcript has a single exon. NCBI's taxonomy places the organism in Eukaryota, Oomycota, Saprolegniomycetes, Saprolegniales, Verrucalvaceae. The coding region runs from base 91 to 582 and encodes 163 amino acids.
CAUGUGGCCCCAACGGGGCCGAGCGCGGCCCAGGCCAUUGUUCAAUUCGCAUUGACCGCCCCAACCAGCCUCCCCCACGAAGAAGCAAAGAUGAAAGCCGUCCCGGAACUCACGUACGAAGUCGAGCCCAAAGUGAUGGUGUUUGCGCUCAAGUUUCUCAACUCGGCGCCGAAAGAAAAGCUCAUUGCCGAGCUCGACCUGGCCGACGCGGUCGCAAACAAGAUCAUUGACCAGCGUGACUUUGGCGGGUACAAGAACCUGGACGACAUUUUUGAAAAGAAGCUCCUGCGCAAGAAGAAGUUCAACUCGUUCCGCGACCGCCUGCUUGCGUUUGCCAAGGACAACAAACCGUCUGACAAACCCGCUGACGACGACAACGCGGUCAACCCGAAGAAGGGCAAGAAGAAGGGCGGCGCCCCGGGCACCCAGUCCGAUGCCCUUCUCCUGCUGCAAAAGGCUGAAAAGCCCGUGUUUAAAGAGUCGGAGCCCCUGCGUCUCCGGUUUGGCUAUUUAUUGGCGCCACCCCCCAAGCCCAUCGACGUGGCGGACGUGGAGAUCGCCCAACCCAUCAGUGUAGCGUAGUAUUUACCAAGCCCAGGCGCUUAUAAGAAUGGUCGUUUUCUUCGA